AAUUAUAAUCUUUUGGAAUAAGUUGCAAUGUUGAAUCAAUCGUACUUAUGUGACAUUGAUUCAACAUAAAGUUUAUUGUGUUCAUGCAGCUUCCUUAUUUAAAUCAAAUAAUCGUUUAGUUGUAUAGAAUGAAAUAUUUAGUUGCAGCAAUAAAUAAACAAGAUAUACGAUUGAAAUAGUUUAGUCAAAACAACUAAUAUUUAUUCUAUGCAACUAAUCGAUUAUUUGGAUUUGUUCGCGAUCAAACCAAAGUUAACAAUCUUGUAUAUUUUUAUUGCGUCCUCCUGUAGAUUUAAGUUUCAAAAUUCAAGCGGUUACUUUCAUUAUUUCUUGUGUGUACACUUGAUUAUUUCGACCAGCUUCGGUGCUAUUAUUAUUUGCUUGUGUAUACGGAGUCGAGUGUUCGGUCGCUCCGUUCUUUAUCACGCGCUAACAGCGGGGACAACUCGGCGGGAAGAUCGUGACAAAAUAUUGAUAUUCUUCUCCUAAGACGCUGGCCACGGUUAUCUUAGACCAGUCAGCCAAUUAGACGAUUUCCCGCGGAAAGAUCUUUCCCCCGAAUUGUUCCCGUCGAUCGGUCGCUCUGCCGAAGAUCUCGUCGCUAACUCAGACUCUCAGAGUGAUUCGACCGAGAACGAUCGCAUUUAAAAUCACGCCGCAACGAUCCGUGAGAUUGAAAAUCGACAGACUACUGACCGACGUUGGUCGGAACUUGUUUGUGAAGGCCAAAGACAGAUUUAUUAACGCAAGUGGUGGCAUGCAUAUUGAUCGAGAAUAAAAGAAGGUCCAUUCGAGUCUUCUACAGCAAGAUGUCUACUUAGUCUGAAAGUGUCAACGGUCCUAAGAUGCGAGAGUCCGCGAUUGAAAAUGAAGUACCAUAUUCUGAAAGUGAUAUUGCUAUUACGGGAAUAUCAGGUCGUUUACCCGAGUCAUCUACUAUCGAAGAGUUUAAGGAGAAUCUCAUGAAAGGAAUAGAUAUGGUCACCGAUGACGAGCGCCGUUGGCCAACGGGCCUUUACGGGCUACCAGCAAGAUUUGCCAAAAUAAAGGAUCUCAGCAGCUUUGAUGCCACUUUUUUGGGAGUUCAUCCUAAACAAGCAAAUGUUAUGGAUCCGCAGCUUCGUUUAAUGCUCGAAGCAACAUAUGAAUCUAUAAUUGAUGCUGGUAUCAAUCCUACAACCGUGAGAGGAUCGCGUACCGGUGUAUUUGUAGGAAUAUGUAACUCGGAAUCGGAAGAAUUUGGGAUGAGGGACCCAGAGGCCAUAAAUGGUUUGUAUAUUAUGAACAUUGCUUUAGCACUUCCCAGCAUACAUACAGUAUGUAGGGAAGUGCUAAAGCAAUGUUCGCGAAUAGAUUUUCGUACUCAUUUGUAAAGUACUACUCCUGCAAACAAAUAUAAAUUUUUUUAUUUAUUUUUAUCAAAUCAUGCCAUCUUCUCUCAUGCCAUAAGAUAUUUAUAAUAAAUAUACAAAUAUAAACAACAAUUAUUACACGUACACUCAAAUAAAAGUUAUGUUUCAUUGAAGAAAUUGUUUCUUUAACUAGACUUUUAUAGAUAGAAAAAUAAAAGUAAUUAUAAACUGAUCAUGAGAAAAUAUUUUGGCAUUAUAUUUCAUAAUAUACAAACCAUUUAUGGCCUCUGGGUCCCUCAUCCCAAAUUCUUCCGAUUCCGAGUUACAUAUUCCUACAAAUACACCGGUAAGCGAUCCUCUCACGGUUGUAGGAUUGAUACCAGCAUCAAUUAUAGAUUCAUAUGUUGCUUCGAGCAUUAAACGAAGCUGCGGAUCCAUAACAUUUGCUUGUUUAGGAUGAACUCCCAAAAAAGUGGCAUCAAAGGAGCUGAGAUCCUUUAUUUGAUUUUACUGGACCUAGUUACGCAGUGGAUACGGCUUGUUCAUCGUCCAUGUACGGAUUACAUCACGCUGUGAGCGCAAUACGCGCCGGCGAGUACGAUGCUGCUAUCGUCGCGGUGGGUCGAAACAUAGGAAAAAGCGGACUUUGCACUCGUCGGGACAAAAUACUACAACUAAAGCGAAAUGAUCAUGCAUUCAUGAUCAAAAAUGUGUAUCUUAACAAUUUAAAUAAAUUUUGUAUGCAAUAUUGCAAUAAACAAUAAUUUUUAACAAUUUUUUUAAA
Messenger RNA from Solenopsis invicta (red fire ant), 2136 nucleotides. Its product is annotated as fatty acid synthase-like. The coding region runs from base 846 to 1373 and encodes 175 amino acids. The record is from RefSeq and is a predicted model, not a curated record. The transcript has 3 exons. Gene Ontology annotation, biological process: fatty acid biosynthetic process. Gene Ontology annotation, molecular function: fatty acid synthase activity. NCBI's taxonomy places the organism in Eukaryota, Metazoa, Arthropoda, Insecta, Hymenoptera, Formicidae.